Molecule: messenger RNA, 1758 nt
Organism: Penicillium mononematosum
Lineage: Eukaryota; Fungi; Ascomycota; Eurotiomycetes; Eurotiales; Aspergillaceae
Exons: 2
Coding region: 1-1758 (585 amino acids)
Biological process (GO): regulation of intracellular pH; proton transmembrane transport
Cellular component (GO): plasma membrane
Molecular function (GO): P-type proton-exporting transporter activity; ATP hydrolysis activity; ATP binding
Source: RefSeq, a predicted model, not a curated record
AUGGCGGAGCGGAGAAUUUCCUAUGCUGUUGACGUCGAAAAUGGUGAGCGUCACACCCGUGAGGCUGGUGAUGAGGGUAACCUCGACGAGUACUCUGCUCUCAACCGGUACAUCUCGACUGCCCGCGACAACCGUCGUGGCUCCACCUCGAGCGCCGGUGCUCUGAGUUCGGGCGAGGAGAAGAAGAAGCCCUGGUGGAAGUUCGGUGGCAAGGCCGCUGGUGGUAUCCAGGAUGGUUUCGUUGCCCCCGAUGACUGGCUCGACACCGACCUUCGCACUGGUCUGAGCACCAGCGAUAUCGAGCCUCGUCGCAAGAAGACUGGCUGGAACGAGCUGGUCACUGAGAAGACCAACAUCUUCAUUCAGUUCAUUGGUUACUUCCGUGGUCCCAUUCUCUAUGUUAUGGAACUUGCUGUCCUCCUCGCUGCCGGUCUGCGUGACUGGAUCGAUCUCGGUGUUAUCUGUGGUAUUCUUUUGCUUAACGCUCUCGUCGGUUGGUACCAGGAGAAGCAGGCUGCCGAUGUCGUUGCUUCUCUCAAGGGUGAUAUCGCUAUGCGUGCUAUCGUUGUCCGUAACGGCCAGGAGGAGGAGAUCCUCGCUCGUGAGCUCGUUGCUGGUGAUAUUGUUAUCGUCGAGGAGGGUACCGUUAUCCCUGCCGAUGUCCGCCUGAUCUGUGACUACUCCAAGCCCGAGAUGUUCGAGGCCUACAAGGAGUACCUCGCCAACGCCACUUCCGACGACCUCAAGGAGAAGCACGGUGAUGAUGACGAUGAUGAUGUUGAGACCCACCAGGGUGUCUCCCUCAUUGCUUGUGAUCAGUCCGCUAUCACUGGUGAAUCUCUCGCUGUCGACAAGUACAUGGCUGAUGUCUGUUACUACACCACUGGUUGCAAGCGUGGCAAGGCCUACGGUAUUGUCACUGCUACUGCUCGUCACUCUUUCGUCGGUAAGACUGCCGCCCUUGUUCAGGGUGCCCAGGACUCUGGUCACUUCAAGGCUGUCAUGGACAACAUCGGUACCUCUCUGCUCGUUCUCGUCAUGUUCUGGAUUCUCGCCGCCUGGAUUGGUGGUUUCUUCCGUCACUUGAAGAUCGCUACUCCCGAGCACAGCGACAACAACCUGCUCCACUACACCCUGAUUCUCCUGAUUAUUGGUGUUCCCGUCGGUCUUCCCGUUGUCACCACCACCACCCUCGCUGUCGGUGCGGCCUACCUCGCCGAGCAGAAGGCUAUCGUCCAGAAGCUCACUGCCAUCGAGUCUCUCGCUGGUGUCGACAUUCUCUGCUCUGACAAGACCGGUACUCUCACUGCCAACCAGCUUUCCAUCCGUGAGCCCUACGUCAUGGAGGGUGUUGAUGUUAACUGGAUGAUGGCCGUCGCUGCUAUUGCUUCUUCCCACAACAUCAAGAACCUCGACCCCAUCGACAAGGUUACUGUCCUUACCCUCCGCCGCUACCCCAAGGCCCGCGAGAUCCUUUCCCGCAACUGGGUUACCGAGAAGUACACUCCUUUCGAUCCCGUCUCCAAGCGUAUUACUACCGUCUGUACUUGCGAUGGUGUCCGUUACAUUUGCGCCAAGGGUGCCCCCAAGGCUAUCCUCAACAUGUCUGACUGCUCCCCCGAGGAGGCUGUCCUCUACCGUGAGAAGGUCACUGAGUUCGCUCGCCGUGGUUUCCGUUCCCUUGGUGUCGCCGUCCAGAAGGAGGGUGAGCCCUGGCAGCUUCUGGGCAUGUACCCCAUGUUCGAUCCCCCCCCGUGA